AUGUGGUUGACAAAGGAAAAGAGAGAACCUGUUGUGAAAAAGAGUAGUAAAAUAAGUCAGUUUGCUCUCUGCCUCGUUCCUCCGCCCCCAUGGAGGAAGUUUUAGGUUGCUAUGCUAACAUCCACUGAACCAAACUCCGGUAAGGCGAGAGAGGUGGAGGGAAAUAAUCUGCUGCUCUUCCUCACACACAUCCUCAAUGCCUAAUAAAACCCAGACUUCACUAUCGCGCGUCCCAGACAACUCCACACACCUGAGGCCAUUUUAAAACAUCUCCAUUUUGCAGUAAAUAAGAAGAAGAAGAAGAAUCGUUGGCAGUGAUGAGCUAUUUCUACUGUGCAACUUCCUGCUUUCGCUUACUUCAUAGCAGCUAUAAAUAGGUUUUCCCUCUAUUUUCCUGGCACUGGAGACUCCUUCCGCCACGUGGAAGAUUUCACUACAUGAAUGACUGAAGUGUCUUGAAAUGGUUUCAGCCUCAGGAUGGACUAUAACAGAACUUUGUGACAAACAAUGUUUCACCAUAAAACAUAGUCAAGUCUGGUUUCACCCCUGCUCUCGGACCCUCACCUGGAUGUAUAUAAGGGUCCAGAAUGUUUGCAUGUUUCCGGCGGAUCAAAAAAUGCCAACUCCGACAGCUGAUGAUGACGUGCUUCGUGUUGUCCGUGAUCAAGGUGUACUGGGAAAGUCUCGACAGGAACAUAACCAGUCAUGUCAAGUCCUAUUCAUUCCGUAUGCUCAGCAGCUUGGACUUUAUAAGCGCUAACCUCACAAUUAGCCACAAGGCAGCAAGGAAGUUCAGCGACCACCGUUACUUAAUAAACCACGAGCAGAAAUGCGUCGAUGAGGACGUGCUGCUUUUGCUGCUCGUCAAAAGCUCGCCGGAGAACUUUGAACGAAGGCAGGCCAUCCGGUCGACAUGGGGCAAUGAGGCCUACAUCCAGAGGAAUCUUGGUGUGACUGUGAGAGUGCUGUUUGCUCUUGGCGUCCACCCGCAACCAGAGGACAGGAAGAAGCUCGAGCACAGGUUGCUUGUGGAAGACGAAACGUACCAAGAUCUAAUUCAACAGGACUUUCUCGAUACCUUUCACAACCUCACUAUCAAGCUUCUCCUCCAGCUCAGGUGGACGCACACCUACUGCGAACACGCCCGCUUCCUCAUGUCCGCAGACGAUGACAUCUUCGUCCACAUGCCCAACCUGAUCCGUUACCUGCAGGAGGUCAACCGGACCGGCGUCAAAGACUUCUGGAUCGGUAAGGUGCACCGAGGCGCUCCGCCCAUUCGUAAGAAAGAGAGCAAGUACUACGUGUCUGAAGAGAUGUACCCCUGGCUCCUCUAUCCCGAUUAUACCCCCGGAGCCGGGUACGUCGUCUCCAGUGACGUGGCCUCUAGAGUCUACCAAGCUUCCCUCACAUUAAACGCCUCUAUUUAUAUCGACGACGUCUUCAUGGGCAUUUGCGGCAAUGCCAUAGGGAUCUCUCCUCAAGAACAUGUCUUCUUCUCGGGAGAAGGUAGAGCUCCUAACCACGUCUGCAUCUACAACCAAAUGAUGACGUCCCACGGGCAUGUCAAGGACUUCCACGAACUCUGGAAACUUGCAACAGAUCCUGUGGUGCAGCAGGUUUCUUCGGGACUUUUAGGAAAGCUUUACUGCACCGUAGCUAAAAUCAGACUCCUUUGCACAUUACAUACUAUAAACACCUACCCAUGUAAAGCAGCUUUUUUAUAGGGACUAGAUUAGUCCGACUCCUCUAGACCAACAACCUUUGUGCUGGAGAUCUGUAUGUCUGUACUUUCUAAAAAUACCGUUAUUUUUUAAUAAUUGCAUUUAUUUCCCUUGCAGAUUUCCUUGCAGUGUUUGUCUUGUUCCUUGCAUCUUUUUUUGUUUUUCAAACCCCUUGAGAGAAACCAAGCGUAGUUUUCUGAGCAGGAAUGUUUGUCACACCCACAUGUGUUUCUUCCCCAAACUAUUGCCACGAAAUAUGGUAGCGCACAAUAGAAAGUAUAGAACGUCUUUGUAUGCAUGUGGUUUUUUCCUUCAGUGGAACUAAGAGGCCCAAAGCCUUGUGCACAAAGCCUUGCUCCAUGAAGACAUGGGGUGGAGGACUGGAGUGGAAAAACCUGUAUGGUGUCCCAACUCAACCCUGACUGAACCUCAACCUCACUAAUGCUUGUGUAGUUGAAAGAACACACAAGAGUGGACCACAUGUGGGUGUGAUGGUCUGGGGUUGUAAAACCUUUCCCCGUAUAUUAAACCUUGAACCAAUUUGAAAUUUGAGAAGAUUUCAAGCUUCCGCACAGCAUCUCUGGAAAUUGUAGGAAGUGGUUAGUUCAGUGAUCGAAAGCUUCCCAGGUCCCUCGAUCACCAAGCUGCCACUAAUAGGCUCUGGUGCAAGGCCCCUAACCCUCAACUGCUCAGUUUUACAAAUAAUCAGAUAAACGUUAGUCACUCGGCGUAAGGGCGUCUUCCGAAUGCCAUAAAUGCAAACGAUUCAUUCCACAUACUGGUGUAGAGAAGUGUCACGGAUCUCGGGUCUGAAAAAUCACAUCCUGCUGAAAUCAAAUUGCCAUGACCUUACGAGUUCUCCUUUUGUUUGUGAAAGCCUGUUUUUGUAAUUGUAAAGUUAUUAAAUGUGUCCUCUUUAAAAAAAAAAAAAAAAAA
Hemibagrus wyckioides is the source of this 2657-nucleotide messenger RNA. RefSeq names its product UDP-GlcNAc:betaGal beta-1,3-N-acetylglucosaminyltransferase 5b (gene b3gnt5b). Bases 588 to 1724 code for a protein of 378 amino acids. Gene Ontology annotation, biological process: brain development. The transcript is spliced from 3 exons. Gene Ontology annotation, cellular component: membrane. The record is from RefSeq and is a predicted model, not a curated record. Lineage: Eukaryota; Metazoa; Chordata; Actinopteri; Siluriformes; Bagridae.